ACUGCCUCUUAAUUUGGUACUUGGUAACUCUGACUAAGAAGUCGUCGUCGUCCUCUUCCCCCGCCCCACCCAAAACUCUUUUUGGAAAAUUCCCUACAAGAGCCGAAUUUUUAAAACAUUUACUUUAUAGAAAGCAACAGAAAGGCAGCAUGUCGGCUGAAACACCAAUCACAUUGAAUAUUAAUCCUCAGGAUCUGCAGGUACAAACAUUCACUGUAGAGAAGCUACUGGAGCCACUCAUAAUCCAGGUUACUACACUUGUAAAUUGUCCCCAGAAUCCUUCCAACAGGAAAAAAGGACGUUCAAAAAGAGCCAGAGUCCUCCUAGCUUCUGUGGAGGAAGCAACUUGGAAUUUAUUAGACAAGGGAGAGAAGAUUGCCCAGGAAGCCACAGUUUUAAAGGAAGAGCUUACUACUGCACUUGAGGAAGUUCGCAAAGAAAGUGAAGCUCUGAAAGUAUCAGCUGAGAGAUUUGCAGAUGAUCCCUGUUAUCUCCCCAAAAGGGAGGCUGUGGUUCAAGCUGCCCGUGCCUUGUUGGCUGCAGUUACCAGACUCCUCAUCCUUGCAGACAUGAUAGAUGUCAUGUGUCUCUUGCAGCACGUGUCAGCUUUUCAAAGAACAUUUGAGUCUCUCAAAAAUGUUUCCAAUAAAUCUGACCUCCAGAAAACCUACCAGAAGCUUGGGAAGGAGCUGGAAAAUCUGGAUUAUUUAGCCUUCAAACGUCAGCAGGACUUAAAAUCUCCAAAUCAGAGGGAUGAAAUCGCAGGGGCCCGGGCCUCACUGAAGGAGAACUCCCCCCUCUUGCAUUCAAUUUGCUCAGCUUGUUUGGAACAUUCUGAUGUUGCUUCCCUCAAAGCCAGCAAGGACACAGUUUGUGAAGAAAUUCACAAUGCCCUCAAUGUAAUUUCAAAUGCUUCACAAGGCAAACAGAAUAUGCUUGCCCCACCAGAAUCUAAGGCAGCAACACUGGGAAGUGCCCUUGAUGAGCUUGAGAAUUUAAUUGUCUUGGAUCCACUCACAGUGACUGAGGAAGAAAUUAGACCAUCACUAGAGAAACGUCUUGAAGCCAUUAUCAGUGGGGCUGCACUAUUGGCUGACUCUUCAUGCACUAGAGAUUUCCAUCGGGAACGGAUUAUUGCAGAAUGCAAUGCCAUUCGCCAGGCUCUCCAGGACCUGCUUUCAGAGUACAUGAACAAUGCUGGAAAAAAGGAAAGGAGUAAUACCCUGAAUAUUGCUAUAGACAACAUGUGUAAGAAGACAAGAGACCUUCGCAGACAGCUCCGUAAGGCUAUUAUAGAUCAUGUGUCAGACUCCUUUUUGGAUACAACAGUCCCACUUUUGGUUCUCAUUGAAGCUGCCAAGAAUGGCCGAGAAAAGGAAAUAAAAGAAUAUGCUUCAAUAUUUCGUGAACACACCAGCAGGCUUAUAGAGGUGGCAAAUCUUGCUUGUUCCAUGUCAACAAAUGAAGAUGGAAUUAAAAUUGUCAAAAUUGCGGCCAAUCACCUAGAAACCUUGUGUCCACAGAUCAUUAAUGCUGCACUUGCUUUGGCGGCAAGACCCAAAAGUCAAGUGGUCAAAAAAACCAUGGAAAUGUACAAGCACACGUGGGAGAAUCAUAUCCAUGUCCUCACCGAAGCUGUAGAUGACAUUACAAGCAUUGAUGACUUCCUUGCUGUAUCUGAGAGCCAUAUCCUAGAAGAUGUCAACAAGUGUAUCAUAGCAUUGAGAGACCAGGAUGCUGAUAAUGUAGACCGUGCUGCAGGUGCUAUCAGAGGACGGGCAGCAAGAGUUGCUCACAUUGUCACAGGUGAAAUGGACAGUUAUGAGCCAGGAGCUUACACUGAAGGUGUGAUGAGAAAUGUUAACUUCCUUACAAGUACAGCAAUUCCUGAGUUUGUAACACAAGUGAACGUUGCCUUAGAAGCCUUAAGUAAAAACUCUUUGGAUGUAUUUGAUGAUGAUCAAUUUGUGGACAUCUCAAAGAAGAUCUAUGACACAAUUCAUGAUAUCAGAUGUUCAGUCAUGAUGAUUCGGACCCCGGAGGAACUGGAGGAUGUUUCUGACUUGGAGGAGGAACAUGAGGUGCGCAGUCACACCAGCAUUCAGACUGAAGGGAAAACUGACCGGGCUAAGAUGACUCAAUUGCCUGAGGCAGAAAAGGAAAAGAUUGCUGAGCAAGUUGCUGAUUUCAAGAAAGUAAAGAGUAAACUGGAUGCUGAGAUUGAGAUAUGGGAUGAUACCAGCAAUGAUAUCAUUGUUCUGGCCAAGAAGAUGUGUAUGAUUAUGAUGGAGAUGACAGACUUCACAAGGGGCAAAGGACCACUAAAGCAUACAACUGAUGUGAUCUAUGCAGCUAAAAUGAUAUCAGAAUCAGGAUCAAGGAUGGAUGUCCUUGCUCGGCAGAUUGCUAACCAGUGUCCAGAUCCAUCAUGCAAACAAGAUUUAUUGGCCUAUCUGGAACAGAUUAAGUUUUACUCUCACCAACUGAAAAUCUGCAGUCAAGUUAAAGCUGAGAUACAGAACCUGGGAGGAGAGCUCAUCAUGUCAGCCUUGGACAGCGUCACCUCCCUGAUCCAAGCAGCCAAAAAUUUAAUGAAUGCUGUGGUGCAAACAGUGAAAAUGUCUUACAUUGCCUCAACCAAGAUCAUCCGAAUUCAGAGUCCUUCUGGGCCCCGGCACCCAGUUGUGAUGUGGAGAAUGAAGGCUCCUGCAAAAAAGCCCUUGAUUAAAAGAGAGAAGCCAGAGGAAACUUGUGCAGCUGUCAGACGAGGCUCAGCAAAGAAAAAAAUCCACCCAGUGCAAGUCAUGAGUGAAUUUAGAGGAAGGCAUGUCUACUGAACCCACUAUUCUACUCUAGUGCUUAUAUUACAAAGUCCUGGUGAAACACAGUGCUUUAAUUUUACACUUAAUUAAUUCUGUAAGUUCACUAACUUUUAGAAUUUAACACACAAAUAACAUAAAACAUUGGAGGCAGUAUGUAUUUGGGAUCAUGUCAUUGUCAUCUUUUUCUGGCCAGCACCUAAUAAGUAUGCAAUACAUGCUUGUUGAAUGAAUGAACCUUUUAGAUGUCACCCAGCCUUUCCUAUCACAGACAAUAGCUUAUAUUCAUUACCAAAUGAACAUUGGAGACUCGAGUGAGUCCUGUUCAUCUGUAAAAGCUCAAAUACACUCACCUCAUCAUUUUGAACUAAAACAUUGACAUGAGCUCUUGACUUCGUUUUCAAUGAAAGCAAAAGACUUCAUAUUUUCCCAUUAAUCUCUAUAUUUUCUUUACCUGACCUAACCUGACAGACAUGUAUGAUACUCUUAUCUAGAGAUUGAAUUUUUUUUUUCACUAUCUAGAUAUCUGUAUCUAUUGUCAAUUGAUUAGGCUAACAUCAAACUAACCAAGCUCAACAGUCAAGUUCAGCCUUGAUUAUUAAUGAAACAUUUUUUUAACAUUAUAAAGAUUACAGUGAGUUUUGAUGCCACAAAUGUACCUUUUAAGUUUCCAUAGUAUUCAGCAGUUCUGCACAUUGAGGGUUAGGUUUAAACAGAUCCAUCAGAAUACAUAUAUGGAGGAAAAGUGAUGACCCAUUGGGGAAAUGGAACACAUAACUAUAUUCCUGAGUGAGUUAUUAUGACAGAAGUAGAAAGAGUUCUGCAUGACUCUAAAAAUCCAUUUGUAUUAGCUUGCAAUUGUAAUUAAAAAGAAAAGGCCAGUUUGAAAAACCUUUUGGUGUUGCGUAAAAUAUAACUGCAUGAAAUGUAUCAUUGAACUAAGAAGUAGAGUUAAUGGCAAUUAAGCUGGAGUGAUUUUAAUAAUAUUAUUUAAAAUAAAAAUCACUGAGGUCAUUUUAUAACCAGUCACUGCACUCAUCCUUAGUUAAGUUCAUGAAGGAUUUUUUAAUAGUCUUAGGGUCUGGUGCAUUGCCCCUCUCCUGCUCUCUCCCGAUCUCGCUCUCCCUGCCCCACCUUUCCUUCUUUGGAGGAGUUAAGUUUCAUUUUUUCUCAGACAUAGAGCUCCCAUUCACAAGAUUACAAACAUUCAUUCCCUAGUCUACUUUAUCAAAAUUAUAUUAUAAUUGUAACUUCACUUCAUACGACAUUGCCGUAAAUGAGUUGUCUCAACAACUAUGUCAUCUUAGUCUGAUAAGUAAAAUUCAGACAUGCAACAUCAGUUGAUACCAGGAGGACCAGUUUGGGUAAAAGAAUGUGUGAAACAUAAGAAUGCAUAAAGUUGAGAGUAUGAUAUGUAUGGUACUUUGAGCAAAUGGUAUGGGGAAAGGAUUUAUUUAAUAGAUCAUUAUCAAUUAUGUGGAAAGUGCUAACUUUUUAUUGUAAUGAAUUAUUUUAUUCUUCCAAAAUGCUGAGUUGCCUUGGCUCAGCAUAUCAACUUCCUAGAGGGUGAAAGUCAUAGGUCCUCUCUGCCUUGCACUCAGCUCUGGCCCACAAUAAUUAUUCAGGACAGAGUCCACUCCCCAAAAGAGAAAACAGUGCAGAAAGGAAUUAGGGAAUCCAGAUAUUUCUAUUUUCCAGAACUAUCUAGGUAAUAAAAAGCAAAAAAGGGAGUUCCUUUUUUUGAAAAGCUACUAUCAUUUUCUUCCAAGAGUAUAUUACAAGAGUGACAUCUAUGACCAUACUUUGCUCAGAUAGAAGUGUGAAUUUAUAAUUUAGUUGAGAAAAUAGAUUUUAAAACUAUCACUAAACUACUAGCUGUGUAUCUUCGUUCCUAAAGCCACAAGCUCAAGAAUUGUUAAGUGUCAUUUAGCAAAACUAAUGUCUGUUUGAUCCUAUGUUAGCUUUCCACAGGUUGGAGUUUAGAAUGCAGGACUGAUGCCAAAAGAACAGAAAUACCUUGAAAUUAUACAAUUACCAAAUAACCUCUAUAUCUUAAAAAAAUGACCCUUUACCCAAAAUGAGCUAUGAACAAGGCCUCUUCUUCAAAGUAGGUAGAUUUCCAGUGUAGCUCAAAGCAAAUAACUGUAAGUAAACAAAACUUAAUUAAAAGUACAACUUGAUACAACUUGGAGAAUGUCCCAGGAGUAAAGUCCACUGUAGUAAUCAAAGAUGUAAUAAGAACAAGAUGCAUAGAGCUGAGAAUGAUAUCUGUCCACCUGAGUGAAUUCCCGCAGUGGGCAGCAUUUUGAGACUUAGUUUGAUUCAAAUCCACUAAUAAGGGCUUAUACACGAGAAAAACUAGCAGCAAAUAUAUUAACAAAUGUUUGUGCUAUAAAGCAUAGUUAAAUGAACCUUAUCAGGAAGUAUGAAUGUACUAUAUAUAUUUACAUUUAAGUCCUUCUUCUGUGGGGGAAUGGCAGAAAUUUCUAAAUGAAGUGACAGUUUGGUGGCCCAUUCAUGCACCUUUUAAAACCAUAUCACAGAGUUUGGUGCUUCUUCUGAUGAUAUAUUUGCUUUCACCUGCUAAUCAAGAUUUGCUUUUUUUUUUUAGUGAAAUCAAUUUAUGUUAAUUUAUGUAAGAAAAAAGUCCUUGAGAGGGAGGAGAAGGUUUAUACCACCUACAAGGAUAGUUCCACUCUUAGUCACCAGCAUCACAGUCAAACAACAGACUGGAAUCAGAAUGAUAACUUAAAAAAAAUAUCCAUGAAAUCAUAAUCCAGUAAAGAUUGUUUUAUUUAGAAAAACUGGAAGGUUUUUAUCAAACAAGAAGAAUGAGAAAUAUGAAUAUCUCCCUUUUCUUUAUCACAAGUGGAAAUCAUUGGAUUAAAAUAUUUGUUCCUAAUGGAGUUUCUGGGUACAACUCAAUGAAUGAGUCAGGAAAAGAAUUCAAACCCUAAAUUUCUAAGGUAAUUUGUUAAUGAUCCCCUUUCUGUUUGUCUUAGGACAUAAGUGAAAAUAAUGAAUAUUAGAAAAUAUAAUAUCCUUAAUUAUGCCCUCUGGCCUUUGCAAAUCUCUUAAUUUAUCAAUAUCCAUAUAACAUGUCCCCCAUCAAAUGCCUUCUGUGUAAGAAUUAAGGACUCCAUAGUUACACAGAAAGGCUCACUUUUUCAGUCUGGCAUUUUGGCACACUUACCAGCUUCAAAGGAGGUCAGUUCUCAAGUCAUACUAUAGCAAGCUAAAAUUAUGAACAUGGAGAUAAAUGCCCAGUUUGAGCCUCAGACCCAAUAAUUAGUGCUCCUCACACUCAAUAAUGAGUGGCAGAAAAAACUAAUGCCUGACACCAGAGAAUAUUUUCAGUGGCUUUCUACCCCUUCACUUUCAAGGUGGUCUUUUCAUCACCCAUCCCUGGGCUAAGGAUCCUCCUAUUAACUGCUGACAGUUCUCUCCCAGAUAGAUGCAGUCAGGGCUGCUCAUCCCAAUUAUUCCCAGUUAAUGUACUUUCCUCUUGGUCCAUGCACCAAAAAUAUCCGUCUCCCAUCUCUUAUCUCUGUAGGCUACCCCCACAAAGAAAUUGAAUAAUAUAUUCUAUAGCAUUUAAAUCAUAAUUUUAAUUCCCAGCAGCAUUAUUUCUUGCCCACCCACCCUUUUUUUCUAUUCCAGAAAACAUUCUUACCCUUUUUGGUAUCAAGUGCACGCUUCGUGAUAGGGAUUGAGGUUCCCAUGGAUACAGAUUUCUGUAGAGUGGCAGAAUGAGUGGAAUAAGAUCUGAGACUUUUCCUGGUGAUAUUUACCAUUCUCCAGUGAAUUCAUUGCAGAAUUGCUAUCCUGUUGCAGUACUGUCAUAAGUAAUUCUCUAGGUCAGCAAAGUAGGCACCAGAAUAUCAGGUUGAAUGAAAUCUGUACUUUGUUUUGUCAGCCUGUCUUUUACCAAGACAGCCUGCUUAUUGCAUAUUUAGGAAUCAAAUAGCCAUUUUUUUUCUGUUUGGAUAGUCACAAAUAUUUCUGUUUGACUUGAUCAGAAAGUUUAGGGUCAUCCAGUUAAAAGAUUAUAACUUGCAUAUUAUUUCAAAAAUUCAAGUAAACUAGGAAAAUUUCUGCAACCUGAGAAAUUUCUAUUUCAUUUUCAUUUGUAUAUCACAUAUCAGGAAACAGCACUUACUCACAUGACAACCUUAUAGCAUUUUUUUUGUCAUAACUCUCUUUCCAUAUUGUUAUGAUAUCUUUAGUAUUAGUAUUUUGCAUGUUACUACCAAAGAAAAAAGCCAGGCUUACUGACAGAAGCAUCUACAUAUAUAGUUUUCAUUUUGGCCCCUUGGGUCUAUUAGGAAAGAAAGUAUGGACAUUAUUAAAACCAGGUGUAUGUAACUUAAGAUGUCUUAAUCAAGGCUGUAACACUAACCUAGAUAUCUACAAGAGAGAAAAGAAGAGAAUUAAAGUUUUAAAUACUUUUUUUUUUUGCCAUUUUAACCAAUUCACAUGAAUGAGAGAUUUUUUUUUUUAAAGCAAAAGAAACAAUAGUCUACUACAGUCAUCAUUUUACAUGUGAAUCUUUCUCCCUACCAACAUAGAUAGGAUCUAUUCAUGAACACUUCAAAAGAAGAUAAUUAAUACUAUUUGAGAGAACCAUUUCCAAAUGGAACCCAACCUUACCAGAAUCCUGUCUAUGGCAAUAGCUGGUUUGUAGGGCUGGCCUCUCUGUAGAUCCUAGGAUGAGAUGUUUCAUGGCUGCAGGCUGGCUUAUUGCAUCUAAAACUCCUCAUUGGUUUUAUGGGAACAAAUCACAAGGACUGCUGUUCAAAAUGAGUUUGACAAGUUGGAGAGGAAAAGCAACAUACGCAGAAGAGUUCUAAAGGGACAUGAGUAAGAAAGUGACGGAGGUAGGGGAGGGAAUAAGAAAAGUAAUUGCAGAAGCAGAUAACUUAUAGUCAAAGGGAGGAAGAGUUUUUGGUUCUAUGAAGAUUAGGCAGCAUCUUCCUGAGGAAUAUUUUAAGGAUAGAAUAGAGUGCUUGUCUUUGCUGGUUUGGGUGAAGUCAUGUCAGAGGCAGGAGGAUGAACUACAUAACUUUUGGGGAUGAUUUAAUGAUAUUGUUUUCAAGAUGAGAAAUGGAAAUUCUAGACUGCUGAUGGGUGAAAUUCCUCCCAAUGUCAGAGCUCCUUAGGAUAAUCACACAAUGUAUUUAACAAAUAUUUGUUGAGCAACUAUGACCUUCCAGGCACUGUUCUAGGUUCUUAGAAUACACCAGGCAACAAAACAAACAGUGGUCUUUACCCCAUGUGCCAACUCUGUGUUAAAUGCUAUUACCUUAUUUAAUUCUCUUAAUAAUCCUAUGGGAUAAACAUUGUUACCUACAUUCAUUCCAUAGACAAGGAAACUGAGGCUAAAAGAGGGUAAGAAUCUUGCUCAAAAAUUCAUUGGCUUUAAAAUUUCUUUUUUUGCAGUCGAGUCUAAACUUUAGCCAUUAUGCCAAC
Mirounga angustirostris (Northern elephant seal) is the source of this 8288-nucleotide messenger RNA. It is a transcript of the gene CTNNA3, whose product is annotated as catenin alpha 3. Gene Ontology annotation, biological process: cell migration; cell-cell adhesion. NCBI's taxonomy places the organism in Eukaryota, Metazoa, Chordata, Mammalia, Carnivora, Phocidae. Gene Ontology annotation, molecular function: cadherin binding; actin filament binding; beta-catenin binding. The transcript has 18 exons. The coding region runs from base 150 to 2837 and encodes 895 amino acids. Gene Ontology annotation, cellular component: adherens junction; fascia adherens. The record is from RefSeq and is a predicted model, not a curated record.